Messenger RNA from Protopolystoma xenopodis, 705 nucleotides. NCBI's taxonomy places the organism in Eukaryota, Metazoa, Platyhelminthes, Monogenea, Polystomatidea, Polystomatidae. The record is from the annotation of a GenBank genome assembly.
AUGGGAAUGUUUUACCGUACUAUUAGAAUGGUGGAAAAUGGUAUUAAGCCUGUAUAUGUUUUCGAUGGAAAGCCUCCUGAAAUGAAAGCUGGAGAAUUAGGAAAGCGAGCUGAGAGACGUGAGGAGUCUGAAAAGGGGUUGGCAAAGGCUCAAGAGGAAGAAGAUUCGGAAGCUGUGGAAAAAUUUUCCAAACGUCUUGUUAAAGUUACUCAACAACACAAUAAUGACUGCAAACAUUUGCUCAAAUUGAUGGGAAUACCCUAUGUUGAGGCCCCCUGUGAAGCAGAGGCACAAUGUGCUUCAUUGGCAAAAUCUGGCAAAGUUUUUGCAGUUGGCACUGAAGACAUGGACGCACUUACUUUUGGUGCUCCUGUUCUAUUACGUCACCUCACCUUCAGUGAAGCCAGGAAGCUCCCAAUUCAAGAGUUUCAUCUGGCCAGCAUUCUCGACAGCAUGAAUAUUAGCAUGGACCAAUUCAUUGAUUUAUGCAUUCUUCUUGGUUGUGAUUACUGUGAAAGUAUCAAGGGUAUUGGGCCAAAAAAGGCUGUCGAACUCAUAGUCAAAUACGGUUCCUUAGAAACAGUCUUGUCUCAUCUCGAUAAGACGAAGUACCCCCCACCCGAGGAUUGGCCUUAUGCUGCUGCAAAGAAGCUUUUUGUUAGCCCAGAGGUCAUGGACUCGGAAAAAAUUGAAGUUAGUCUCUAG